AAAAAGAGCGCCUACACUUGCGCCCCCGACUCUCGCUACGUUUCUCCCUCCGAGAAUUGACAGCUCCCUGAAAAGACAAAAUGGAAAUCGACGAGCCAAACCCUAGCCCUAGCCCUGGCCCUAACGAACCGCCUCGAAUCCGGCGUCUCGAUCCGACGGUGGUGAACAGGAUCGCCGCAGGGGUUCAGCGGCCGUCGUCGGCGGUGAAGGAGCUGGUGGAGAACAGCCUCGACGCCGGCGCCACCUCCGUCUCCGUCGUCGUCAAGGAUGGAGGCCUCAAGCUCAUCCAGGUCUCCGACAACGGUCACGGCAUCAGAUAUGAAGACUUGCCAAUACUUUGCGAAAGGCACACUACAUCAAAGUUAUCUAAAUAUGAGGAUCUGCAGACUAUUAGAUCAAUGGGAUUUAGAGGUGAGGCAUUGUCGAGCAUGACAUAUGUUGGCCAUGUCACUGUCACAACAAUAACUGAAGGUCAACUUCAUGGAUACAGGGUUUCUUAUAGAGAUGGAGUAAUGGAAAAUGAACCAAAGCCCUGUGCUGCAGUGAAAGGAACUCAGAUAAUGGUUGAGAACCUAUUUUACAAUAUGACUGCACGUAGAAAGACAUUGCAGAACUGUAACGAUGAGUAUCCUAAGAUUGUUGACCUGAUGAGUCGCUUUGCAAUUCAUAACAUUAAUGUGAGCUUUUCUUGCAGAAAGCAUGGGGCAAACAGAGCAGAUGUUCACACAGUCACUGCUUGCUCAAAGCUGGAUGCUAUCAGAACUGUUUAUGGCGUUUCUGUCGCUCGCGAUUUAAUGGAAAUUACGGUUUCAGAUGACAGUGCUACUGGAUCUACCUUUAAGAUGGAUGGUUUUAUUUCAAAUUCAAAUUAUACCGCAAAGAAAACAACGAUGGUUCUGUUUAUUAAUGACAGGCUUGUUGAGUGUACUACCCUGAAGAGAGCUAUAGAAGUCGUAUAUGGUGCCACUUUACCAAAAGCAUCGAAACCUUUCAUUUAUAUGUCAAUCAGUCUUCCACCUGAGCAUGUAGAUGUGAAUAUACAUCCAACAAAGAGAGAGGUUAGCCUCUUGAACCAGGAAAGUCUGAUUGACACAAUACAGAAUGCUGUUGAGAACAAGUUGAUGACCUCUAACACUUCUAGGACAUUUCAGACGCAGGCUGUAAAUUCCCUGUCAGCGAGUCACGUCAGUGCGAGCAAGGAAACUCAGGAAGGAUCCAAAUUUUCUGGGAUAAAAUCUCAGCGAGUUCCAGUAAAUCAAAUGGUCAGAACAGAUUCACGUGAUCCUUCUGGCAGAUUGCAUGCAUAUAUGAAAGAGGUAUCUGGUUCACAAUACAAAAAACCCGAUCUGGCUUCAGUGAGAACUGCUAUAAGAUUACGAAGGAACCCUAAGGACACUGAAGAUUUAACUGCUGUAAAUGAGCUUGUUAGAGAUAUUGACAAUAAUGUCCAUUCUGGUCUCUGGGACAUUGUAAAAAAUUGCACAUAUAUUGGACUUGCUGAUGAAACUUUUGCGUUGCUUCAGUACAAUACCCAUCUUUAUCUUAUGAAUGUGGUGAAUGUCAGCAAAGAGCUUAUGUAUCAACAAGCUGUAAGUAAAUUUGGAAAAUUCAAUGCCAUCCAGCUAAGUGAUCCAGCUCCUCUUCCGGAGUUGUUAAUAAUGGCACUGAAAGAGGAAGACUUGGAUUCUACUGGUGAUGAGGAUGAUGAUCUGAAAAAGAAGAUCGCAGAAAUGAACACUGAGUUGCUAAAGCAGAAAGCUGAAUUGCUGGACGAUUACUUCUGUGUCCACAUUGAUCAUCAAGGCAACCUGACAAGGCUUCCUGUUGUACUUGACCAAUAUACUCCUGAUAUGGACCGUCUUCCAGAGUUUUUGCUGAGCUUGGGUAAUGAUGUUGACUGGGACAAUGAGAGUGAAUGCUUUCAAACAAUUGCAGCUGUUAUUGGAAACUUCUACGCGAUGAAUCCGCCUAUUUUGCCAAAUCCUUCUGGUGAUGGAGUUCAAUUCUACAAGAGAAAUAGAACUCAAAUUGAAAAUAUUAGUGACGCAGGGACCAAAUCAGCCACUCCUGAUGAUGUUGGAGAAAAUGAUAUUGAUCAGGAACUCCUUGCUGAGGCCAAAGCAGCAUGGGCUCAGCGUGAGUGGACAAUUCAACACGUUUUGUUCCCAGCUAUGAGACUAUUUCUUAAGCCACCAAAUGCUAUGGCCACCAAUGGAACUUUCGUGCAGGUUGCUUCACUGGAGAAGCUCUACAAAAUUUUUGAACGAUGUUGAAAGUAAGUUCUCAGCGAAAUUGAUGCCGUCACAUUUGGGAAGAAAUGCUUCUGACAUAUUGGAGGUCGAUUUAGUUAAAAAAUGUGCCCUCGGCUUUUGUAAAGAAAAGUUGUAUGCCAUGUAAAAACUUUCAACGUUCAUGUUAAUUUCUGCUUUUGGAAACUACGAUCAUGAUCAUCAAAUUGCUGCUGUAGAUGAAGCAUUUUUGUAUGGUCCUUUUUUGUAUGAAUGUCCUUUUUGUGUUCCUUACGUAA
Messenger RNA from Asparagus officinalis (garden asparagus), 2527 nucleotides. Its product is annotated as DNA mismatch repair protein MLH1. Gene Ontology annotation, cellular component: MutLalpha complex. NCBI's taxonomy places the organism in Eukaryota, Viridiplantae, Streptophyta, Magnoliopsida, Asparagales, Asparagaceae. The record is from RefSeq and is a predicted model, not a curated record. Gene Ontology annotation, molecular function: ATP hydrolysis activity; ATP-dependent DNA damage sensor activity; ATP binding. Gene Ontology annotation, biological process: mismatch repair.